Messenger RNA from Paramormyrops kingsleyae, 1681 nucleotides. RefSeq names its product 2-aminoethanethiol (cysteamine) dioxygenase a (gene adoa). The record is from RefSeq and is a predicted model, not a curated record. NCBI's taxonomy places the organism in Eukaryota, Metazoa, Chordata, Actinopteri, Osteoglossiformes, Mormyridae. Gene Ontology annotation, molecular function: oxidoreductase activity, acting on single donors with incorporation of molecular oxygen, incorporation of two atoms of oxygen. Gene Ontology annotation, cellular component: mitochondrion.
GCUUCUGUGGACGUGUAGAAUCCAUGGCCGCGAAUGGGGUGGAAAAUAAGAGGGUGUGUGGAUUAUGACUUACAUCCAGAGGAUAAACGGUAUAUUUUAUUUUUUCCGCAUUGCACUUUACUAGUUCCUAUUUGCGGUAAUUUUGCGAUAGUCCGAUCGGAGUCUGCGCCAAGGUUGCCUGUUUGCAAAGGGUUCGAUCUGCUAAGAUAACUGCAAGGGGAAGCUUUGCGUCUCCCCUGAGAGCUGAGAUCGCCACUAUCCGCCUAUAUGAUGCCGCGGGAUAACACGAGUUCUCUUAUCCAAAGAAUUGCAAGACAAGCCCAUGUUACUUAUAAAAACACGGGCUCAUCUGCAAGCGGGGCCAAUAAUAAAGUAUUUUUAGAGGACCACAGUAAACUUUGUAACCUUUUAAAUGAAAUCAAGGCGGCGGAUCUAAAAAUUGCACCAAGGAAAAGAAGGAGUUCUAAGUCUCUGGGUAGUAGUCCUCCGGUCACGUACAUGCACAUAUGCGAAACGAAUGGUUUUAGCAUGGGGGUGUUUCUGCUGAAGACGGGAUCCUCCAUCCCGCUGCACGACCACCCGGGGAUGAAUGGCAUGCUGAAAGUCCUCUACGGCAAGGUCAGUAUCAGGUGCUUCGACAAGGUGGAUGAGUCACCUGCUGCCGGGACUGAGGCGCGUUUCCAUCCCCCGUUGCUGCCCUUUCAGAGGGAAACUUUGCGAAGGUCGGUGUUGGGCUCCGUCUGCGAGAUUUCCGAGGACAGCGGUCCCUGCAUUCUCACCCCCCAGAAGGACAACCUACAUCAGAUCGAUGCGGUGGACGGACCGGCAGCUUUUUUGGACAUACUGGCACCCCCGUACGACUCCGAUGACGGGAGAGACUGUCACUAUUACAAAAUUCUCCGGCCAGUUUUGGAGAACGCGGAUGAGAAGCCGGAGCAACAGGAGGACGAAAUGUGGUUAUUAGAAAUCCCACAGCCGGGAGACUUCUGGUGUGGUAGCGAGCCGUACCCUGGCCCCAAAAUUUCUAUAUAAAUCAAAUUUUUCUAUGAAAAAUGUAAAAGACACGCGACUUCAUAAAGGGAAAGGAAUUCCAUUCUGCUGAAUGUGCGUCAUCGGCGGAACAGUGACAGUUGUUUACUGGACAUUUCUCAGGACAUGCUUGCUUCAUGGAUUAUUCUCUUGUAUACACAUUAUGCAUUUAAUGCUGAAUAUUUAGCGGGCUUUUGGCAAUAUGUAGCCACUGUGACCGUCGGCUGUAUCCCAAGGGAGAUGUUUUCUGUAGCGACACAAUGGACGAAGUGAAAGUCGUCAAGGAACUCUGUUUAAUUAAUUUACGAUAAUUGUUGUCUGUAUUGUAUCCUGAAUGUGCUGUACAUCGUCUUAUUUUCCAUCACUCGAACACCAAAAUACAACCUCUCAUCUAGGCAAAAUAUAUAAUUUUUUAGAACACUAUUAGGUACUCUAAGGCUACAUAGGCCUACCAAUUGUCAUCAAGUAAUAUUUAAGCAAUAAAAUAUCAAAUUUUUAAUUCUUUGUCCUCACUUCUGUGAACCCUAUAAUGAUAUAGCGAGAAAUGUUGACACACAGCCGUUGCAAAUGUAACGCAAAUGCCUUGUAUUGUUUAUGUACAUUUACAAUAAUGCAUUUUUGUAGGAAAACUGAAAUAGAUUCUUACAAGUCA